UUUCAAUAUGGCGGUGUAAACAAAUCGGAGCAGAAAUUUGAUUUCAAAUAUUUUUCGGCGACAGGAUGUUGCAUGACGUAGAUCUGGAUGCCACAGAUUGACCGUAAAUUAACCAUCAUGUCGAUGUCAAGAGACGCUAGAAUAUCUCUUGUCGCCAAAAACAGACUUAAAAGCAGUUGGACACCGCUGAGUAACGAGGAUCACAAUCACCAGAUAUUUGAAGAAAGGCGACAACUAGUAUCAAAAUGGUUUGACAAAUGGACAGAUGAACAAAGAAAGAAAAUACUUGAAGAUCUCACAGGAAAAUGUAGGAAGAAGCAGCUGGAAUUCACUGCAGACAUAGUGAACAAAAAAGUCCCCAUUUAUCACCAGGACUUCACGCGGGUGCUGCCUAGAGUCCUCUCUCUCUAUCUCUUCUCUUUUCUCGACCCACGUAGCCUGUGUCGGAGCUCAAGGGUGUGCUGGUACUGGAAAUUCCUUGCAGAGUCAGAUGAGAUCUGGAUGGGCAAGUGUAUGCGGCUGGGCUGGUACCUGCCCUUCACACCCAGUCCGUAUGAGAGAGGCCUGUGGAAGAAACAUUAUGUAGAAACAAUUAGAGGAAUACAGUAUAUCAGACCAAAGGAGUAUCCCAAACCAGAGUCCACUUUGCCUCCUCCGUCAGAAGACAUGGAGAGCAUGACAAUACAUUCCCCAAAAGAUGACCAUGACAGGCGGAGUCGUAGGCCUCCAAGGCCAAGGUCAGGGAAAGACACGCCCACCUCUUCCUCCAGGAAACCUGCUGCAGCCGUUCCAGGAAAACCACCCCCCUGGAAGGGAUCUGAUCCCACACCUAAGGACACUUGGAGAUAUAAUUACUUGGAUAAUGAAGAUGAAGUGGAAAAAGUUUCCAGGCUGAGAAAAAAAGGUUUUUACAGUGCUGAGACAGAGCAGAUCUCAAAGGAAGCCAAAAGUAAAGUGAAGACAGGAAAGAAUGUGCUCAAUACUAAGAUAGUCACAAACCCAAGGAGGUCAAGAUCUCUUACUAGAGAGGAUAUAGAACAACACAAUCAGGAACCAACCACGCCCUUCUUGUGGAACUCAUACCACAGAGUGUAUAAUUAUCUUGGUGACCAACAUGUAGGUACAGAUUUCCCAACAGAUGGCAGCACAGUGGGCAGUGAUCCAGGAAGUGGGCACGCAAGGGGUGAUGGGCGCCCUGAUUGGGCCAAGGUGCCAACUGGAGCACCUUUUAUGAAUAGCGCGGCGCACUUGGAUGCCUCCCGGAGACCCCCACCAGUCCUGCCAGUCCCCAGAGUGAAGGCAGUCAGGACUGAGAGAGAUACUCCAUCCUCCCCAUUAUUUGAACAGCGACCCUGGCAGGUCCCCCGGGGGACGGGCUCAGAUGAUGAAGCACCUUCAGAUGAAGAGGAUGUCCUCAGAUUUGCGAGGAACAUUGAAAAAUAUGAACAGUACUGAAGUUUUUUUUUUUUUGUGAUUUUUUUCCCACAAGAACAUACGCAUGUUUACCACCGACAUAUAAAUAUCAGCUUGACUUUGUGAAGAGCAUUUCAGCAACAUAUAUGAGAUAAUAUUCUGUUAUUUCAUUGGGACAGUUUCAUAUAUGUCAUGCUUUAUGAAUCUGAAUGUUUUGCCCAUGCUUUUUGACAAUCUCGUCAUCGCCAUGUUCAGUGUUAUAUUUCACCCAGGUUUGGCAUUUCUGCAAUUAUUGGUACUUAUUUGUUCUAACAGUGUUUAUUUCCACAGGAAUCAUCUUUCAGAAAUAUCCAGUAUGUUAGCUUUAAAAUCUCAGCUUAUUUUUAUUUUUUUUUAAAUUUUAUUUUUAAGUUAGUAUAUUAUACCUCCAAAAAAGUUUGCCUUACAAGUCAUUAAGUAAGUGAUACUUCUUUAACGUUUAUUUGGGACUUCAUACUUAAAUACAGACUUAUACAGUACUUUAAUUUCUUUUUAACACUGGCAAUUCUAAGUGAUUAUUGUUAGCAUCUCUCACAUUUGCUUUUAUUCCACAAUGUUUUAUCUCUAUUUUUGUUUUCAUGCACAAGUAGUGUAUAAUUUUCACUACAUGGUUGUUUCUCAGUUCCUCUUAGUAAAGAAAUGCUUUAUGUGAUUUUUGUUAUAUAAUUAAAUAAUUUGCAAUAAUUUUAACUUUUUCAUUAGUUUAAGCUUUGAUGUAUUUCUCCAAAGGAGCAAUUUUUUCUUCAGUGAUAUAUUUGCCUAUUGAAUGUUUAUUUUGUGAUUUAUUUUAUAUGCAUUUCAAUAUAGUUUUGGCAAGUGGUUUUAUCAUUUCUUUUCCACUUUUCUCUCUUGUAAAAACCUAACAUUUUGCAGCUUCUUUUUAUCUCAAUGGAUCACGUGCAAACUUUUUCUUUAUCACAUAAUUUAGAUCAUAUUUGACACUUCAUGGGUAUAUUAGGUAAAAUUGAAAGCUUAAAUUAUAUAAAAUAAAUAAUUUUAUUUUUGAUUUAGUUUUAUCUGAUGUCAA
Lingula anatina is the source of this 2479-nucleotide messenger RNA. Its product is annotated as F-box only protein 16. Gene Ontology annotation, molecular function: protein binding. Lineage: Eukaryota; Metazoa; Brachiopoda; Lingulata; Lingulida; Lingulidae. The record is from RefSeq and is a predicted model, not a curated record.